Messenger RNA from Helobdella robusta, 2299 nucleotides. RefSeq lists its product as hypothetical. Gene Ontology annotation, cellular component: membrane. The record is from RefSeq and is a predicted model, not a curated record. Lineage: Eukaryota; Metazoa; Annelida; Clitellata; Rhynchobdellida; Glossiphoniidae. The transcript has 7 exons. Gene Ontology annotation, molecular function: G protein-coupled receptor activity. Gene Ontology annotation, biological process: G protein-coupled receptor signaling pathway. Bases 38 to 2299 code for a protein of 753 amino acids.
AUUGUCAUAUGAAAGAAUACAAAAAUAUAGUUGAAAGAUGGAACUAAUGGGACCAAGCACACUUGCCUCAACAAUCACGAAACAUCUCCUCAACUUUCCAUUCAAUUUCACUGAUGGAGACGAUGAAAAGUUGAGAAACUUCCUCAUGCAUCAUCAUUUCACAGACUCUUGCGAUGAACCGACAAACUACAAUUUUGACUAUUUUAUUCGUUUACAAAUAUUUCAUAAAUUCUAUUUUCGUAAUUUUAAAUCUGAAAACAUUAGUGAAUAUAGUUCAACUUCGAGCAGCAACCAUUUUUUAAACAUCAACAAUUCAAUUGGUUAUAAUCAUGGAUUUCAUAUUUCUAAAAUUGGAAAGAACGAUAAUAUUGAUGGGCAUUGGAACGAUGACUCAUUCAACUACACUCUGCUGAACUCAGAGGAACAAACACAUGCAGACCCAAGGCAGGCGCACAACAGCAAUGACAUCUCACAUGCCAGUUACGACGAACCAACUGCAUCGUACAUUAACACUUUCCUCCUUACCUACAUCCCUUUAAUCAUCUACAUCGUCGGAGUCCUGGGGAACUCUUUGUCCCUAUCGGUCCUGGUUCGUAAGAGGAUGAGGAGAGUUUCCACGUACACGUAUUUAUCCGUGAUGUCCGUGGUGGAUACGUUGGUGCUGACGAUGGGACUGUUGCAGUUGUGGAUCGGCGAGAGAUCGAAUUUAGGCUGGCUGAGGGACCAGUCAAAUGUGGCCUGUAAGACUUUGAAUGUCUUCUCUUACUCGAUGAGUGACCUGUCAGUCUGGCUGAUCAUUGCCGUCACUGUGGAACGAUUCAUCGCUGUUUGUCAUCCACUGAGGGCUGCUUCCAUGUGUCGCCGGAGGAUUGCUCUCAAGGUGAUGAUGGUGCUGUCCAUUUUGGCGUUCACAGUGAAUGGUCAUUUCAUUUGGACUGCUGAACUGAAAGAGUCUUCAGAAAUGUUUUCAACGUACGAAAUAACCGAGGAAGGCACGAACCUCUGCUCUUCCGUGAAGAAAAGUCGCUGCAUGGCUGCGGGAGGGCACGAGGACUUCAUACAAAAGUACUGGCCGUGGGUGGACGCGAUUUUUUAUUCCUUCCUUCCAUUCGUGGUGAUCAUCAGCCUCAACUGCAUGAUCAUCAGACGUGUGAUGGUUGCCAAGAGGAGGAGGUGGAAGAUGAUCAGCCAGUCAAGUGUCUCCGUCAAUCGCUCUGAUGCCACGUCUGCUCAUCUCCACCAACAUCAGCUGAACGCAAGAUUUAAAAAUAAUCACCCAACAGCACGUGGUCUCCACAGUUCGCAGCAUCGCCACCAAGCCAAACUAACCCACCAAUCAGCAAGCAGAUUGUCAUCAGGUAAGCAGGCAUCAAGGAUGGAACAGAACGAAACAAACCGCAUGCUUAGUAUCAUGUUGCUCACAAUCUCAUUCGCAUUCAUCCUCAUGACUCUGCCUAGGAACAUCUACUUCCUCUUCGUCUACUGGUCCAAUUACAGCAAACAUUCGGAACUGUUGUCCUCACCUGGCAGCGCAGAUGAAGAUGCACUUGGGAAGAAUAUUAGUAGCAGUGAGGGUGGUGCUGGAAUCUACAAUGAUGACCAAUCUCAUACGCAUGCAAACCUCCUGCUAGCUUCGACCCUCACAGAAAUGCUGAUGUUCCUCAACCACUCCUCCAACUUCUUCCUCUACUGUGCCACCGGUCAAAAGUUUCGAAUGGAGCUGAAGAAGAUGUUGCUAUCAUGGAGAUCGUGCUUGUCAUCGGCGCUCUGCCACCUGCUCUCUUGCUUUCCAAGCUCUCAUACAACUGCUUGUAAGAAGAACAACGGUGCUCCGUGCUUUAAAUGUUUUGUAAAAACAAAACAAGAUUCUGCUGUUUUCAAGAGCAACCAUGAUAUAAAAAGAACUAAUUCUAUGUGUUAUAAAAUCCAGCAGCUAAACAUGCACCUGAUGAAAUAUUCUUGCCAGUCACAUUGCUUAGGAGGGGGUGAUAAGAACAAUUGGAGCAUUCAGAAAAGAUCCUCGCACACUGACGAUGGUGCUAGCAACCCCGAAAGAUCAGCCUGCUACCACACCGUUGUUUCCCUUUGUGAGUCACCUCAAAAAUUUGUUCGCGAGUUGCAGGCUAUGCUGAACUGUUUGGCAAUGCUAGCCAUGCCAGUCCUAUUUUACAAGACUUCCAUAGAAACACCAACGGAAGAAAAUUUUCAGCACGAGGACUUUCGAUUUGGAAUUGUUUGCCUGCUGGGCUCAAUGAACUGUCAAAUUGAACUUAAAUGGAAAUUGACUUUGUCAAAGUGA